Messenger RNA from Austrofundulus limnaeus, 3378 nucleotides. RefSeq names its product activating transcription factor 2 (gene atf2). The transcript is spliced from 12 exons. NCBI's taxonomy places the organism in Eukaryota, Metazoa, Chordata, Actinopteri, Cyprinodontiformes, Rivulidae. The record is from RefSeq and is a predicted model, not a curated record. Gene Ontology annotation, biological process: regulation of DNA-templated transcription. Gene Ontology annotation, molecular function: DNA-binding transcription factor activity. Bases 238 to 1782 code for a protein of 514 amino acids.
GACCACAUAAAUUGAUAGCGACUGUGUGCGAAGCUGUGGUAUUAAUACAUUUGUAACACUAAAGCGUUCCUGUUUUUAUGCAAUGUAUUUAUUCCGAAAUAAACGUGGACAUAUAUUGGUUUUAUACCAAUAUUGAGUCCUAAUAUGGCGACGGUGGUGAUAACGCAGAGCUCAGUCUAUUUCAUCGAAGGAAACAGAUUACCUCCUCAUCUGGCAAAAUAACUGGAUUUUCUUAAUAUGAGUGAUGACAAACCCUUCCAAUGCACUGCUCCUGGGUGUGGACAGAGAUUCACAAAUGAAGAUCACUUGGCUGUCCACAAACACAAACAUGAGAUGACACUAAAAUUUGGCCCAGCAAGAAAUGACAAUAAUAUUAUUGCUGACCAAACUCCCACACCUACCCGCUUUUUGAAGAACUGUGAAGAAGUUGGGCUCUUCAAUGAACUCGCGAGUCCUUUUGAUCAUGACUUCAAAAAAGCAGCUGAAGAUGACAUUAAAAAGUUACCUCUGGAUUUGUCACCUCUUGCUACACCUAUUAUACGCAACAAAAUAGAACCUGCAGCUAUAGACGCACAUAGAGAUAGCCCUCUGCCUCACCCCGAGUCGACUACAAAUGAUGACAAGGACUUAUCUUUGCAGCCAGCCUCACUACCAACAUCCACUAUAGUCCAUCCUGCAUCMCUUCAAGUUCCCAAUGUACUUCUAGCAACCACAGAGGCUAAUGUUGUAAUACAGCAAGCUCUCCCAUCGCCAACAUCUAGCUCUGUUAUUACCCAAGUCCCAUCCACUAAUAGACCUAUAGUCCCGGUGUCUGGCACCUUCCCUGUGCUCUUACAGUUGCCUAAUGGCCAGACCAUGCCUGUGGCUAUACCUGCGUCUAUUACAAGCUCCAGUGUACAUAUUCCAGCUACAAUCCCUCUUGUCAGACCCGUCACCGUAGUGCCUACCGUCCCUGGAAUCCCCGGACCCCCCUCGCCACAACCUCAGCCCAUCCAAACAGAAGCAAAGCUGAAACUCAAAGCCACGAUAAGCCAGCAGCUUCCUCAGGUAACCAAUGGAGAUGGCAUUGAAGUCCAAAGCAGUGCUGUAACCCACACUGCUAAUCCCGCUUCUCCAGCCCCGACCCCGACUCCAGCCCCAGCUGUGAUCCUAACUGCGGCUCCUCAACUGCCUACAACUGAGGAAACCUCCACACAUUCCCUUCAGCAGCCAGCCACCUCCACCACAGAAACACCUGCUUCCCCAGUKCCACCUGUACCAAACCCUCCAAGCACAGGGGGUCGGCGGCGAAGAACCACAAGUGAAGACCCCGAUGAGAAGAGGCGCAAGUUCCUGGAGCGGAACAGGGCUGCAGCUUCUCGCUGUAGGCAGAAGAGAAAAGUGUGGGUCCAGUCUCUGGAGAAGAAGGCUGAAGACCUCAACUCUAUGAAUGGUCAGCUACAGAAUGAAGUCACCCUGCUGAGAAACGAAGUGGCUCAGCUGAAGCAGCUUCUUCUGGCUCAUAAAGAUUGCCCCGUAACCGCCAUGCAGAAGAAGUCUGGCUAUCACAUCUCCGACAAGGAUGAAAGCUGCGAGGAGAUGUCCGUCCCCAGCAGCCCGCAGAACGAGGCCAUCCAGCACAGCUCCGUCAGCACUUCCAACGGGGUCAACUCCUCCUCCUCCUCCUCGUCGACCCCGGCCGUCACCGCCUCGUCCAGCACCGCCGCCGCCGCGUCAAAUCAGAGCACAGAGGAGAGCCAGCCACGGAGGGGCGCCACAAAGUCUCAGCCUUCAGGGAGCUGAUGGGCCCAAACUCUACCCCCGUCGUCCACACUGGAGUGCUGCUGCCUCCGAUCUAAAGCAUUUUCUCUCAGCUUCAGUUCGGACCGUUAACUCUUUAAUUUAUUCUUGAAUGCGUUGUUUUCUGUUGAGUCUGUUUUGUACUUUAUAGGCUUUUAAACGUGCAAUGCUUCUCUGCAACCGGUGAAGACAAAAGAAAAGGCACUUUAGGUGUAAAAUGUGAAACACGUGACUUUGAGCUGUUUUUGUAUUUGUUUGAUUUAUUUAUURAUCUCCUGUACAAUUAUUAUUUUUAUUUAUUUAAAGUCAGUCAGGUGAAGCAGUAGGUUGUUACCAAAGUGUGUUGUUUAUUUGUUUUCUUGAACUUUGUAAGCACUAUCUUGAUGAAGAUACUUUAAUAGAAUUAGUUCAUUGUUCUUCAUUUGCUUUUAUCGUUUUGCACAUAUUUGAGAGAUAACGGGUUUACUUUUCGGAGAGUUUGUUGAGCACUGGCAGCUUUUUUCGACGUCAGUUUAAAAACUGGACAUGUGACACAAACAGACGUGGCUGAAUGAGCUGCUGAAUGUCUGAGCUCACCUCUGCAUGUAAAAUAGACUCAUGGAGGUGAGCUGAUUCUAUUUAUUUCAUUAACAUUCCAUCUGUAGUCUGAUUGUCCCCGAAGCAGUGAUUGUAGGAUCGCAGUACUUUUUUUUUAACUACUCACUUAUAGUGAUGUUGACUUCAUUCAGUGCCAUUAAUGUUUUUGAAUAAACUACUUCUGUACAUUUUUUAAGCAGAAUAGCUUAAGUUGAUUGCUGUUUUCUCAAACAACAUGAUGACUUUAGAGAUGAUUUCUUGCUUUGUUUACUGUGUUUGCUUUAAAAGUGACUUUUUAUGGCUUUAGCGUCUAAUGCAGAACAUUUAGGGACAUUAGGCUGUUUUCAUGAUAGGCAACAUUUUUAGAAAAYGUAAAAAAAUCAUCAAUGAUAACAUUUGUCUGUGAUCUUUCUUGAUAUUAUGUACUUUGUUUUUAUAAGAUUGUAUAAAUUUAGAAGCUGAUCUCUUGAUCACUGUGUUAGCAAUUAAAACUGACCUUAAAUCUCUUAUUAGAAUAAAUAGGUUGUCAUGCUAAAUGAAGAUAAAAUGAUGUGAACUGCAAUCACGUCAUAAACAUCAAUUGCACAACAAAUAAAACGUCAAGAUUUGUGAGCAUUUAAGCGCUUAUAAGAAACAAAUCCCAUCUUUUAAAGUCUGUUUGCCUUUUUCUCUUUAGUCCGUACUUGGCUUACUACUGUGUAGUUUUUAUGAACAGCUGACACAUUGUUUUCUGAAAAAUGUGAUUUUUAAAGUUUUACUGUUAUGUGCUAUCUGCAUGAGAUAACAAUUCUCUGCGAGAAUUUGACCRUUUAUUUAUUAAUGUCUGGACUUAAAAACAGUAAAAAUGAAACAAUUAAAGAAGUUAUGGCAACUUGAGUUGUGAAAGCUUUGGUGAUUUGUUUUACCCUGGCUUUACUGAUACAAACUGGGUGUGAUACUGUGUUGACAGUGUAUUUGUAAUGUGAAGGUUCUGUAUACAAUUUGAAAUAAGUUGUUGUAAUAAACCUUUUAAUGACUCUUUAA